Molecule: messenger RNA, 1156 nt
Organism: Artibeus jamaicensis (Jamaican fruit-eating bat)
Lineage: Eukaryota; Metazoa; Chordata; Mammalia; Chiroptera; Phyllostomidae
Exons: 2
Coding region: 245-1156 (303 amino acids)
Source: RefSeq, a predicted model, not a curated record
GCCAGAGACUCUUCACAAGACCUGAAGACGAGACAGCUUGGACUUUUCUCUGCACCAGUCUCUAGGUCCAGCCUCCUUUGAAGCAUGAGUUCCUACCAGCAGAAGCAAUACAACAUCUCAGCUCCCCAGCUUCAGCAGCAGCAGGUGAAACAUCCCCAACAGCCUCCACAUCAAGAACCAUUUGCUCCCAAAGAGCCAUGCCACACCAAGGAUCCACAGCCUGGUCACACCAACGAUCCACAACAUGACCAUACCAAGGUUCCCGAACCUGUUCACCCUCAGGUCCCUCAGCCUGGCCACCCCAAGCAUCCACAACCUGACCAAAUCAAGGUUCCUCAACCUGGCCACACCAAGGAUCAACAACCUGGCCUCAACAAGAUUUCUCAGCCUGGUCACAUCAAGGAUCCUCAACAUAACCACACCAAAGUUCUUGAGCCAGUUGACCCUCAGGUCCCUCAGCCUGGUUACCCCAAACAUCCACAACCUGGCCAAACCAAGGAUCAACAACCUGGCCACAACAAGAUUCCUCAGCCUGGCCACAACAAGGAUCCUCAACAUGACCACAUCAAGGACCCUCAACAUGACCACACCAAGGUUCCUGAGCCUGUUAACCCUCAGGUCCCUCAGCCUGGUCACCCCAAGCAUCCACAACCUGGCCAAACCAAGGAUCCACAAGCUGACCAAAUCAAGGUUCCUCAGCCUGGCCACAACAAGCAUCCACACCCUGGCCAAACCAACGAUCAACAACAUGGCCACACAAAGCAUCAACAACAUGGCCACACCAAGGAUCAACAACCUGGCCACAACAAGAUUCCUCAGCCUGGCCACAUCAAGGACCCUCAACAUGACCACACCAAGGUUCCUGAGCCUGUUAACCCUCAGGUCCCUCAGCCUGGUCACCCCAAGCAUCCACAACCUGGCCAAACCAAGGAUCCACAACCUGACCAAAUCAAGGUUCCUCAGCCUGGCCACACCAAGCAUCCACACCCCGGCCAAACCAACGAUCAACAACAUGGCCACACAAAGCAUCAACAACAUGGCCACACCAAGGAUCAACAACCUAGUCACAAGAUUCCUCAGCCUGGCCACAACAAGGAUCCUCAACAUGACCACAUCAAGGACCCUCAACAUGACCACACCAAGGUUCCUGGCCUAA